This is a messenger RNA of Nematolebias whitei (Rio pearlfish), 1326 nucleotides long. It is a transcript of the gene cdhr5a, whose product is annotated as cadherin-related family member 5a. Gene Ontology annotation, cellular component: membrane; adherens junction; catenin complex. Bases 1 to 1326 code for a protein of 441 amino acids. The record is from RefSeq and is a predicted model, not a curated record. Gene Ontology annotation, molecular function: calcium ion binding; cadherin binding. Gene Ontology annotation, biological process: multicellular organism development; cell-cell junction assembly; homophilic cell-cell adhesion. Lineage: Eukaryota; Metazoa; Chordata; Actinopteri; Cyprinodontiformes; Rivulidae. The transcript has 7 exons.
AUGACUGAUUUGAAUUUACAGGAAGGCCCUUUGGUGCUUGAACCUGGACCCGUGUUUGCCAAGGAUGGAGACAAGAACCGGAGUGAACAUAUCAGCUACAAAAUACUACAAGGAAACGAAGGAAAUCUUUUCCAAAUUGACGAGGACACGGGUAACAUCACGAUGAUCAAAGCUGCAGAUACUGUUGGCCCAAUUAUCCUGACUAUAUUGGCAUCACAGGUGACCAACAGAGAUCAGUUUGCAGUGACACAGGUGACCUUUGAUGUGAUGAAGAAGAGUAGAAACCCUCCUCGCUUUGAGAAAGAACGAUAUGAAGGAUUCAUCUACAGUAACUCUGUCCCAGAGAGUAUGAUUCUCCGAGACCGAAGCACUAACCGUCCAUUUAGGGUCAGAGCUCGUGAUGAGGACUUUGCUACUGGUGUUAAUCCAGAUGUGAAAUAUGAGGUUCAGUACAGCAGCUAUGUCAACGUGACCUUUGAUGGGUUUGUUGUCCUGAAGAGAGUUGUAAAGACAGAGUUAUUCGCACUUCAGCUCCGGGCAGUGGACACAACAACAGGCGAGUUUGGAACUGCAGCACUUUCUGUUCAGGUUUUACCAGUCAUAGCCAUGCCAUCCUCAUCAAGUAUUGGCUAUCGUCCAGGUGACAUGGCGCUGCUGGGUCUCAUCAUGGCAGCACUUUUGGUCCUGUGUCUCAUCAUAAUUGGCUUCUUAUUAUCUCACCUGUGGAAAGGAAAUGCGAGCAUGAAAAAUAUAUGUGAGUGCCUUGGUCCCUGUCUUCAGUCUGAACAGCCUCGUACCAGUCGCAGAGACUCCCUACAGUUCACUAAUGAUGGCUUCCAGAUUGAAAGUGACCCAAGCAGAGGGAAUACCAGAUGCUUGAACAUCAUUCCCAGGCAUAGCACCUUCCCAUGGCCCAGGAACCAAUUUCCUUCCCUGGAGAGGCAGAACCGUCACUGCUCCACCUGUGGUGCUUACACUAACCACAUCUCCAAGGGCAGCCCAUUAGUCAGGUGGGGCCGAGGAGAUGAAGAUGAGUACAGCAGGAAGCAGCGUCGAAAGCAGGGUCAGAAGAUGGUUUGGUUCAAGGAGUGCAAAGACUCCUCAGACAUAGAGGUGGAGAUCAUUCCGGACACUGUGGGCAAAAUGGAGGAGGAGACUGAGGAAGAGCUGGAGGUGGAGAUGGAGGUCGUUAUCAGAGAUCAAGCUGGCCCUCUGAGCAAACUUGAAGGUAGGCAAGAGAGUCAGCCCAUUGUACUGAACAAUGAGUUGAAUCCUGGAAAUACAAGCUCAGACAAAAAGAAAGGAGAAGCAGAGGAGGAACAUUGA